Saccharomyces paradoxus is the source of this 2283-nucleotide messenger RNA. RefSeq names its product protein phosphatase regulator GIP4 (gene GIP4). The record is from RefSeq and is a predicted model, not a curated record. Bases 1 to 2283 code for a protein of 760 amino acids. Gene Ontology annotation, cellular component: cytoplasm. NCBI's taxonomy places the organism in Eukaryota, Fungi, Ascomycota, Saccharomycetes, Saccharomycetales, Saccharomycetaceae. Gene Ontology annotation, molecular function: protein phosphatase regulator activity; protein phosphatase 1 binding. The transcript has a single exon.
AUGGUAGAUGUGCUAAAGAGAAAAAAGUUGCUAGCCAAAGCUGCUGCCAGCGCCUCUAUCCCGGCAAUCAAAGGUUCCGUUCCGUUGGACUCGUUCGAUAUUAAAAUCAUCCAAUACAAGAACGCUCUUUACAAGCUGAGUGAACUGAAUAGGCUGCUAAAUGUACUGGUACCGCAUUUGAAAAAGAAGAGAGACAACGACGAGUCCUACAAAAUUAUUCCCCUUGUCAAUUUCAUCUUAUCGCUUUGUGAGGGUCCUAUAUUUAAUGUAAGCCCCGUAUUGGCUAAGAGGUAUCAUUUGCUCUGUCGGUUCCAAUUGGUAAAGUUGAGUGAAGUGCAGCAGAGAUUAUCAACAAAUUUUAUUGAUGUCGAGGGCUGGAUGUUCCCCGAGGAGGUACCCCUAGAUCACUAUAAAUCGUGCAUAUACAAUAAUUCACUACAGUGGAAGAUUCUGAAUUCAUUGUCUUGUAUUGCUCAAAAUGCUGUCAAGAUUUACAGUGCCAAAUUGAGACAAAUUCUACUAGAAAGGGAUGCGUACAAAGCUCGAUCACUUCCAUUUGAUACUUCGAUUAUUGAAGACUUAUUAAACCCGGUCGAGAUGACAUUGAUUCUGGACUUGGCCGUCUUGAUCAACGAUCCAGUAAAGGACAAGUCUACUCAUUCCUUCUAUAAGCUGCAAUGGCAAGUGAUGGAAAAGUUGACCUCCUGUGUUCAUUCGAAAAUUUUCCCUAUUCUGAGGACGUAUUAUAACCAAUUGCAGAAAUUUUCAGAAACAAAACCUACUUCACUUCCAAAUUUACAAAAGGAUCUACCACAUUGGGAAUGGACCCUACACAGAAUAUACACAUUCCACUUGCGUGUUUUUUCUGUCUUGUGUGUUAUUAUCAGUUUCUCUAGACAAAUUUUUCUACCGAAUAAACAGUAUUUCUUGGAUAUCAAGACAAGAUUAUGCAGCGAAAAUGCGUACCAUUAUGAUUUGAUAAUCGGUGAGCUAAUGGCUUUAUUAUCCCCAGAGUGUGAUGAUUCCACGACUUUACUGGAACUACAAGAGAAUUUGAAGUUUUGGACCCAAACGACACGUACCGAUAACAAUUCAUCAAGGACCCCUAUUUUCCACCUUCAACCUGGUUUAGUCAUUGAGUUGUUCAAUAAUCAUAUCCGCAAAAUCAUACCAAAAUUGAGGUCUAUUAUGACAUUAUUGUCCAGUUGGAUGGACUGCUGGAAGUAUAUUGAAAGAAAUUAUAAGACCUUUGAUGGCACUAAUGACUUGCAAGAGAGAUUGAAAGAGAAGCUAGAAAGGGACAAGUCCAUGUAUUUAGAGCUCAAAAACGCGAAAGGUAAGCUAAAGAAAAAGCCGUCAAUAACAAAGCUGCCAGCCCCUUCUUCUCCAUCCCCUUCGCCUACGUCUUCAGCAAGACCGUCAAGGCAAGCAUCUUUAGAGAGCAUAAGAACAAGGGCAAGGGCGCAUUUAGCCUCAAAUUCUUCUAGGUCACCCUCACUAUCGCCUAUAAGAACCGCUUUUAGCAAUAAAAACGUAGAAAUGAAGAAAAGUAUGGUAUCUCCUGAGAAAAGAAAAAUAAUCAACGGUAGAAGGCCAAGAUCCUCAUCUUUGCAAUCAUACACAAACAAACAACAAACCUCAUAUUUGAAUUCUACAAGACAUCCGUCAAUAGCUCCGCCUUCGAAGCUGAGUAAUCAAAGAUCCAAUUCGUUGCAGUCCUCAACCAUGACGCUAAAUCAAAAAAUUGUCCAAGAUACAGUGCGCCAUUUGAUGAGCAAAACUUCAUCUACACCCAAUCCAUCUGCAUCUUCGUCGUUGGCGCCUUCGCCAAAGAUAUCUAGUAUAAAUAACACCGCCUCAGUGAAAUCAUCAAGUACCUUGACUACCAAUAGCAGUGAUUCCUUGGCUAUAGAGACAUUAACUCUGGAUCCAGAAUCAAGCUCCAGUGAGUUGUUGAUCAAGAGGGUGAGAUUCGCUGGUGUACCGCCAAUGACGGAAGCAGAAAAUCCUAAACCGACAAAAGUGGGGUGGUACAAGAAGCCAGCAGUACUACACUAUCCGCCAAUACCUGCUUCGGCAAUGAUCAAACCAUUACAGCAUAGGUCCAAGUAUAACACACUAAGACAAGAAGAGGGGUUUACCUUUAGAAAGAGUCUUCGAGAUGGAUUAGAGUUAGAAAAUGGUGAGUCUGGCUCUGAAACUACUAUGAUGCCAUUUGGUAUCGAAAUUAAGGAAUCGACUGGCCAUAGGAUAGCUUCUAAGAUCAGAAGUAAAUUGAGAUAA